GAGAGAAGCUCUACUGAUCACUUAUUCAACCUUACAUUUCAAUCCGUUCAUUUCCACUUCAACUCAGCAGCCUCUUGCAGCCCCUUUGAAAGGUCUUCAAUUUCGAUCAUCUUGUAUUUUGUGGCCCUCGCCGACCUUCCGGCCUGUUUCCCACGAUGGGUGAUCCUCAGUAUCUCAAGUAUCCCGACCUCUCAUUGUCGCAACAUAUCUUCACCCUCACGAACCCUUCCGCGUCGAAGUCGUCUCAGCAGACAUCUCUGAAUACUCUACAAGAUGUUAUCAAGGAACAUAAGAUGGCUCCGCUCUACCGCCAUCUCGCUCAUCCGGUCAACGGUGUUCUGAACGCUACGGGCGAGGGCGGAGCUCAAAAGUCAACGAGCUUUGGACCGAAGAAGAUUGGAGGUGCUGCCAAUUUGGUAGCCACCAAAAAGUCUUCAAAUAAGAUUUCUCUCACAUGGGAUGAGGACCUCUAUGAAGAGCUCAGGGCGGAGAACGAAAAGGAGCUUGAAAGCAUUCAAAAGGAAGAAGAGGAAGCUGAGGAAAGCGCCGGAGAGGUGGAAGUUCUGACCGCACAAGGCAACCGAGCUGAGUUUUAUGCCCGGAUAGGAGAGAAGGACAAAGCUAUUUCGUCAUACGAAGCCCUGCUCGAAAAGACGUCUACCCUCGGAGUCAAGAUCGAUCUCGUUCUUGCCAUCGUCCGCAUGGGCCUUUUCUUUGCGGACAAGACCCUGGUGAAGAAGAAUAUCGAUAGAGCGACGAACCUGGUUGAGAGCGGCGGUGAUUGGGAUCGCCGAAACCGAUUAAAAGCCUACCACGGCCUUUACCUUCUCACCGUCCGAUCAUACAACCUCGCCGCUCCUCUUCUGCUGGACAGUCUUUCGACAUUUACUAGUUAUGAGCUUUGCGGAUACUCGUCGCUUGUUGUCUAUGCCGUACUCGCCGGUUCGGUGUCGUUGAAGCGUGUGGACUUCAAGUCCAAGGUUGUCGAUGCUCCGGAGAUUAAGGCUAUUUUGGGCGAGGGAGAGGAUCGUCUUUCGGCCUUGACCGGCGCUGUCUCUGCUGGUGCUGGUGCUGGAGACGAAGAGAUGAAGGACGUGACCACUGCAACCCCUGGACACGCCUCCACUGCCGUUAACCUCACCACGCUUGGCCAGUCUAUCGAGGGUCAGCUGGAUGUGGAGGCACCGAUCGACUUCUCACCCUUGGCGAACCUGGUCAACAGUCUGUACACUGGAAACUACCGCUCCUUCUUUGUCGCUCUCGCAGCUGUGGAGGAGAACUUUUUGAGCCAAGACAGGUACCUCUACGAGCACCGCGGAUGGUUCGUUCGGGAAAUGCGUCUUCGAGGCUACCAGCAGCUAUUGCAGAGUUACCGAGUUGUUGGUCUUUCAAGCAUGGCAAACGACUUUGGCGUCUCGAUUGACUAUCUCGACCGCGACCUUGCCAAGUUUAUUGCCGCAGACCGCAUCGCCUGCACAAUUGACCGUGUCAACGGCAUCAUUGAGACCAACCGACCAGACGACAAGAACAAGCAGUAUAACGAUGUGGUCAGACAAGGAGAUUCUCUCAUCACCAAGCUCCAAAAGUAUGGUCAAGCAGUCAGAUUACGAGGAAGCGAGAGAGUAUAGAUUCACAUCCCUGGGGAAGCAUCUCAUCAUAUGUCAAUGGAGAAACGCAUAAGGUUGCAGCGGAUUGUAUUUUAAUUGCUAGCUAGCAUUAGAAAUAGUAUAUGAAGUUCAAUACUAAGUCAUUCCAAC
Messenger RNA from Xylona heveae TC161, 1757 nucleotides. RefSeq names its product proteasome regulatory particle subunit. Bases 156 to 1628 code for a protein of 490 amino acids. Gene Ontology annotation, molecular function: protein binding. Lineage: Eukaryota; Fungi; Ascomycota; Xylonomycetes; Xylonales; Xylonaceae. Gene Ontology annotation, biological process: proteasome-mediated ubiquitin-dependent protein catabolic process. The transcript has 3 exons. The record is from RefSeq and is a predicted model, not a curated record. Gene Ontology annotation, cellular component: proteasome regulatory particle.